AUGGACGCUGAAUUAUACCCUCCGCAAUUGGUAGCGACAACGAGUGGCGCAUAUUCAUGCUCAAUUGAAGAAUCAAGACGACGUGAAGCUGAAGAACGUGAAGGUUCUUCCGUCUUUUCCUCAGCAACAACUGCACAAGACAGUCGCGAGUCUAAUUAUUUUAAAAGCAUACAAUGGUCUCCUGAUGGCACAUCGCUGAUAGCAGCUUCUGCUGACAACAAGCUCCGUUUCUACGUCGCACCCCCUGACCUUCUAUCCCCCUCGUCCACGCCUCACAUAUUAACACCAUACACUACCUACGCUGCCCCGGAACCAACCUACACGCAAUCCUUCUACCCCCAUUUUGAUCUCCAAAAUUCUUCAACAACCCUCCUCCUUUCAUCACCACGAGAUCAUCCAAUCCAGCUCAUCAACGUCCUCUCCCCCGAGCCAUCACCAGUGUCCACCUACUCACUAGUAUGUCGCACCACGGAGGCUUAUCUGACUCCGUCUUCCUUGCUCUGGCACCCGUCUGGUCACGAGUUCUACGCCGGAACCGACUGCCUAAUCAGCAUAUUCGAUGUCUCCCGCUCAGGCGAGGGCCCAACCACGCGCCUCCCAACUAUUCCUUCAAAGCGCCAUAAAAUGAAAGGUGGUGGCGUGGGGAUGCGUGGUAUCGUCUCUUGUUUAAGUUUGCAGCCAGACGCGCCUGACAGUCCCGUGGGGAAUGUCAUGCUAGCUGCUGGAACGUGGACACGAUGGGUUAGCCUCUAUGAUGCCGAGGGGCUAGGGGGCACUGUUGCGAACUGGACUAUUGCAUCCGCAGCGGAUGACGAGGCUCAGAUUGGCGGGGCUGGGGUUAGUCAAGUUCUUUGGAGCUCUUGUGGUCGGUAUCUUUUUGUCGUUGAGCGCAAGAGUCGAGGGGUACUGGUCUACGAUGUAAGAGUUACUGGAAAGCUUGUGGGAUGGUUAGAGGGACGGGAAGCGGAAACAAAUCAGAGAAUGAGCGUCGACGCCGCUUCUAUCGGUGGCAAGAGCGAAGUUUGGGCAGGAGGAACGGAUGGCAGGGUCAGGGUUUGGAGAGAUGUCGGAAGCACAGCUGGUGGUGCGAAACCAGACAUGGAUUGGCUUGCGCAUGAAGAAGGGACGACAAUUGGAGGCUUGGCAUUGCACAGCUGUGGCUCCGUCGUUGCGACUGCUUCUGGAAUGAGGCGAGAGAAGGUUUUUGUUCGCGAGACAGAAAGUAGCUCAGAGACGGAAAGCGACUCAGAAACCGAAAGCGAAGACGAAUCUUCCGACGAUUCAGACGUCAGUGAUGAAGCUAUCAAGACGCUUUCCGAAACCUCGACAAACUGUUCCUCGCACCAGGAGUUGACCGAGGAUAAUACUAUCAAGUUAUGGAGCAUACUAUGA
Molecule: messenger RNA, 1392 nt
Organism: Pseudogymnoascus destructans
Lineage: Eukaryota; Fungi; Ascomycota; Leotiomycetes; Thelebolales; Thelebolaceae
Exons: 2
Coding region: 1-1392 (463 amino acids)
Molecular function (GO): protein binding
Source: RefSeq, a predicted model, not a curated record